AUGGUCAAUACCACAACCACAGCGGGACUCAUCGGUGCUGUUCUUUUGGUUCGCCACGGCGACAGGACGGGAUACUACCAAGACCCAACUACAUACAACUCUACCCAAGCAUACAUUACCCCUCUUGGAGAGCAACAAGAAUUUGAACUCGGCACUUUUCUUCGUAACACAUAUCUCAAUACCGAUUCUCCAUCUUUCAUCCAGAAUAUCAGUACCGACGUGGUAAAUGUCGAUCAGCUGACUGUCCGCGCAGACGCCGGCGGAGGAAAUGUCAUCCUUAACUCCGCGUAUGCUCUGCUUCAGGGUCUCUACCCAUCUACAAAAAAGUCAGAGAUAACUCUGGCGAACGGUACAACGGUCGUCCCUCCUCUUGGCGGAUACCAGUAUGUUCCAGGCAAGUCAGGCAGAGUUACUCUUUUUCCAUCUCUCACAAGUUGGAUGGACUGUGAGUAUUUCCAAUAUCACCUGGCCAGAAUUUACGCUUCGUCUACAUUCCUAAACAUGUCCACCACUGCUGCGCCAUUCCUGACUGCCUUGAAACCUUACUUGGGGAGCGUCAGUAAUAACUUCACAAACAUGUGGAAUAUAUACGACCAUGUCAAUGUCCAGUACACGUAUAACAAGACCUAUUACGAAAUCCUGCCUCCCACCUUCCUCCAGCAAGCACGCUAUUACUCUGAUUGGCUCCAACACAAUGUCUUCACCGACUCCGUGCAAAAUGGCAUCGGCCAAAUUCCUAUUCGCACACUUCUACCGGAGGUCAUCUGGGCCUUGGGUAACAUGACCAAAACUUCUAACCAAGUCAGGCUAAAUAUUCAAGAAAUCGAUUACAAGCCGUUUAUCAGUCUAUUUAACGUCACGAAUGCUACCUUGACUGACCCCGAAAUUGCUGGUACCGUCAACUAUGCUUCUGUCGUUGCCCUUGAGUUGUCGCAGAACUCACAGGGUCAGCAUGAGGUUAGCAUGAAGUUUAAGAACGGUACUGAGGACAGCCAGUUCCGUCAACUUAAGAUGUUCGGAAACACGAGCAUCACGCUUGACAGUUUUAUUCACCAACUAUUUUGGACUACAAUCAACUCCACUAACAACUGGUGCUUCUCCUGCAAUCAGACUAUUAACCGCGGAUGCUCUGUCUUUAACUUCAGUAACGACCCCUUCUUGUACGGCUAUGGUACCGGUUAUACGGGCUAG
Messenger RNA from Suillus bovinus, 1191 nucleotides. Its product is annotated as phosphoglycerate mutase-like protein. The record is from RefSeq and is a predicted model, not a curated record. Bases 1 to 1191 code for a protein of 396 amino acids. Gene Ontology annotation, molecular function: phosphatase activity. The transcript is spliced from 9 exons. Gene Ontology annotation, biological process: dephosphorylation. Lineage: Eukaryota; Fungi; Basidiomycota; Agaricomycetes; Boletales; Suillaceae.